AUGCCCAGGCUUUCCCAAGACAACCAAAGGGGCCACCAGAAACAUUUCUCCAGACCAUCGAGGCGGAUAAGAUUUCUGCCUCCACCAAGGUCUGAGGCAUAUAAUGUGAACGUUCACCAAACCGUGGAAAAUGAAGGAUGUGCCACAGCCACGCACAAUGUCAAGGUAAGACCAUCUCCCCAGUCCCUCCCGGGUUCGCCCGCUGCCCCGACGCUGCUCAGCCUCCUCUCCAGCACGCUCUCCGGCCUCGCGCUCUUUUUCGCUCUCCUCCUUCGGCGACCCCCUCCCGAGGCUCCCCUGCGGCGCCGGGACUUCUCCGCCCUGAUCCCCGCCCUGCCAGACGCCGGGUUCUCGCCCGGGCACGAGGAGCGGCCGGGACUCCUCUCGCUCCUGCUCAGGGCAGCUCUGGUACUACCUGGCCGACCCCCAGGGGGACGCCUGCCCCGGGAAGUGGACGCCAGCGUCGGGCAGAGCUCGCCCAUACCCCCGAUGGGGUCAGAAUGGAUGGAGAUGCGGAAGCGGCCGGUGUGCGCAGCCCAGGAGCCUGCAGCCUGCGCCCCCGGCCAGCCCGGAGUGGAGAACCAGGGGUCCAACGCUUGCUGCUUCUGCUGGUGCUGCUGCUGCAGCUGUUCCUGUCUCACUGUAAGAAACCAGGAGGAACAGAGACUUAGAAGGACUUCCUAUGAAGUCAGAACCGAAGACCUUCCCAACUGUGAAGAAAGCCCGGGUCCCACGCUGGAGGAGGCCAGCGCCUGGGCUCAGUCCUUUGACAAGCUCAUGCUCACGCCUGCGGGCAGGAACGCCUUCCGGGAGUUUCUGCGGACCGAGUUCAGCGAGGAGAACAUGCUCUUCUGGAUGGCGUGCGAGGAGCUGAAGAAAGAAGUGAAUAAAGCCAUGAUUGAAGAGAAAGCGAGGGUCAUAUAUGAAGACUACAUUUCUAUUCUCUCUCCUAAGGAGGUCAGCCUGGACUCACGCGUGCGGGAGGCCAUCAACAGGAGCAUGGCCGAGCCCUCCCAGAACAUCUUUGAUGAUGCCCAGCUGCAGAUCUACACGCUGAUGCACAGGGACUCAUACCCCCGCUUCAUGAACUCCGCUCUCUACAAAGACCUGCUCCGCUCUUUAUCCGAGAAAGCAGUGGAAGCCUAG
Messenger RNA from Rangifer tarandus platyrhynchus (Svalbard reindeer), 1146 nucleotides. The record is from the annotation of a GenBank genome assembly. NCBI's taxonomy places the organism in Eukaryota, Metazoa, Chordata, Mammalia, Artiodactyla, Cervidae.